Messenger RNA from Branchiostoma floridae (Florida lancelet), 2454 nucleotides. Its product is annotated as IgGFc-binding protein-like. The coding region runs from base 79 to 1806 and encodes 575 amino acids. NCBI's taxonomy places the organism in Eukaryota, Metazoa, Chordata, Leptocardii, Amphioxiformes, Branchiostomatidae. The transcript has 11 exons. The record is from RefSeq and is a predicted model, not a curated record.
AUAGUACAUUGACCCGUGACGUUGCAUCUGUAACAGAGCUCCACGGAUAUGUAACGUCAGUCACAGGUACAGACCAAGAUGGCGCGCCUACUCCUGCCCCUGUUGGCCCUGGCUGCUAUUUUCGGCUGCAGUCUUGCUGUCCGAGACAACAAGGGUACCGAGUUCAUCUUGACAUUCCCGGAAAAUUUCCAGAGGGACUUAAACCAACCCAAACUGUUCAUCACCACCCAGUCUCUGGCCGGGGCCAGCGUCACCAUCACACUCCCUGCUAACGGCUUCCAGACCGGCGUGCAGGCGACUUAUGGGGCGGUGACACAGGUGGACUUGGACCGUGCGGCCUCGGAGCUUCGCGGCAGUCAGAAGAGCGACAAGGCCGUUCACAUCACGUCCGAUGUGGAGAUCGUGGUGUACGGAGUGUUCGCCGAGAGAGCCUCGUCUGACGCCUACCUGGCCCUGCCCACCGACGUGCUGGGGAUGGAGUACUACGUGCCCUGUACAACUAUCGUGCGCAACUGGAACGAAGAGGGCUUGGUGGACAUUCCGUCUGAGUUCGGAGUCGCCGGUGUCCGUGACGGGACGACCGUCACCAUUACUCCCACCCAGGCCGUGACGUUCGACGGACAAAACUACGCCGCGGGACAGGCGUUCACUGUCCAACUCAACCGGUUUGAAACACUCCAGGUCCAGGCUACAGAGGACCUGACGGGCUCCAGGAUCACGGCUAACCAGCCUGUGGCCGUGCUGAGCGGAAACCUGUUCGCCGUGGUGGGGAACGGUCAGCAGGGGACGGGAGACCACGUGGUAGAGAUGAUCCCUCCCGUGGACACCUGGGGGAAGGAGUUCGUCACCGUCCCGCUGAAGAAACACACUGGUGGCGACCUGUUCCGCGUGGUGGCCGCCAGAGACAACACGCAGGUCGAUGUGACCAAUGAGAACAUGAAGACCCUGAACGCUGGUGACUACUGGGAGUUUGAUGUCCCCUCGAACGAGUACAGGCACGUGACGUCUAGCGAGCCUGUGUUGUUGGUUCAGUACAGUAAGACUGGAAGUGUCGACAGCACGGCAACCGACCCGUUCAUGAUGUUCAUCCCGCCCGUGGCGCAGUUUGAGUCAGAGUACACCUUCGCCACAGUGGACCUUAUUGCCGAUCCCUCCGCGUCAACUCACCAUGUCAACCUCGUCAUCAGGUCAGCUGACAAAGCUGGUCUCCGAUUGGAUGGAGCAUUGUUGCCUGGCAACACUGUGUGGCAGCCCGUCCCUGGGACCAACUACGAGGCAACACGACUGACCAUCUCUGGGGGCACCCACAGAGUUGUUCACAUCUCUCCCAUCGCCACCUUCGGUCUCUUCAGCUAUGGGUACACGCAGCCGGAGUCUUACGGCUACCCGGGCGGACUCAGGCUGGCUCAGAUCGCCGUGUUCUGCAGCGUCACCAACCCUGUCGCCAACGACCGCGUGGAUAACGACUGUGACGGACGUGUGGACGAGGAGCUGCUGAACGGCGCCGAUGACGAUGGCGAUGGACUGAUCGACGAGGAUCUGGCCAGUGGAACCUGCUAUGACGACAGGGAACAGUACAAGACCUGUGUGGAACAGGAAGUCCAGAACUGUAAGAACCAGGUUCUGAACAGCCUGGGAUUGUCUAGGAGGUCCAAGAGGGAAGCCAAGUCAGCUUUGGAGUAUGAAACACCGAUCAGGUACUCCUAUGGAAACCUGGUGGCCGCUGUUGGUGUAAUGGCCUGUGGAUCCAUCAUGGUCGUUGCUAUGGCAACCAUCUACCUGAAAGAGAAGCGUCGUCUGCAGUGAGAGCCAUGAGACGCGCCAGGCGACAGCACGCCCUGUGCGGGAACAACCUCACAUUAUCACACAUGAUCGUAUAUGACAUUGUUUAACAGUGCUUUAGAUGAAUGAAGAUGUACUUGAUUUACCAUAUGUUGCAUAUGUAUUGUGAAGGAAGUAAUUAAAGACAUACCCACGUGUCAUGACUAAAACCGUUUGAACUUGACCGGGGUCUAAACAAUCUAAAGGUUAACAUCAUGCUGGCUGAGCCUUAGCCGCGGCGACUCUUGGAAGGGCGUCUUUUUCUUAUAUAUAGUCUUUUGCUUGUAACUGAACCUUUGUGUGGGCAAAGCAGAAGGUUACAUUGAAGGACGCCCUCCAAGAGUCAACACGGCAAGUUGAGCCCUGCCCUGGGUUGAUACUUAACAUGCAAGCAAUGCUGGCUUGUGCACAUGAUGUCAUGAAGACAACUUACUAUCACGCCUUCACAUGUGCAGCCUUGAAUCACAAUAUCAAGACCGUUAAGUGAUCGUCGUCAUGACGAAUGCAACAACUGGUUAUGGAAUUUUAUCAAGAUUAAAACAUAAUAGUCUCAGAAUCGUUUUUCUGGAUAAUAAUCCAGUACAGAGAUUGAUGCACUGGAACACGAAUAAAACUGAAUUGUGUUAAACCGAA